AUGGCGGACGUCCGGUCCAAGAACCUGUACGAGCUUCUUGGUAAUUCUACCUCCCCCGCGUCACUCCACGAUUCCUUAUCUCUUCGGUUGCCGUCGCGAAAUGAUCCCGAGCUAGACCCCAGCAAGCCCCCUGAGCCUCCCACGAAGGCUCUAGACAAGCCUGCUCCCCGACACGGCAAGCGUGAUGCCCCCAAGGAAGCCCCUACUCGCCCUGAGGGACAGACCUCCCGCCGUGGUGGACGUGCUACUGGUAACGAUGCCGCCUUCCGCGACCGUAACGCCGGCAGCCGCAACAACCGUGAGAAGCCCACCAUCGAUGAGGCCGGCAAGGAGUCCAACGUCCGGUUCGACCGUGGUGGACGCCCUGCCCGUCGUGACCGCCAGUCUCGCACUGGCCAGGCCGACACCCGCAAGCAGGUGAACCAGGGCUGGGGUAACCAGGACGGUGAGAAGACUUGGGACGACGAGAAGGCCGCCGACGGUAUCGCUAAGGCCGAUGAGAACGAGCCCCAGACUCCUGCCGAGGAGCCUGAGGAGCCCGCCGACAAGUCCAAGUCCUUCGCCGACUACCUCGCCGAGAAGGCUGCCCGUGAGGACCUGAGCGCCAAGCCCGUCCGUGCCGCCAACGAGGGUGCUAAGUCCGACAAGAAGUGGGCCAGCGCCAAGGAGUUCAAGCGCAACGACGACGAGGAGGCCUACAUCCAGGGCAAGGAGAAGGAGAGCAAGGGCUCCAAGCAGCGCAAGGAGAAGAACUACCUCGACGUUGAUAUGCGCUUUGUUGAGGCUCCCCGCACUUCCGGUGGUGCUCCCCGUGGCCGUGGUGGCCGUGGUGGUCGCGGUGCCGGCCGUGGUGACCGUGGUGACCGUGGCUCUGGCCGUGGCGGCCGUGGUAACGGACCCCGCUCUGAGCGUCCCGCCCCCGUCACCGUUGACGAGAAGAACUUCCCCAGCCUUGGCGGCAAAUAA
Aspergillus mulundensis is the source of this 966-nucleotide messenger RNA. RefSeq names its product putative telomere and ribosome associated protein Stm1 (gene stm1). The record is from RefSeq and is a predicted model, not a curated record. The transcript has 5 exons. Gene Ontology annotation, molecular function: RNA binding. Lineage: Eukaryota; Fungi; Ascomycota; Eurotiomycetes; Eurotiales; Aspergillaceae. Gene Ontology annotation, cellular component: nucleus; cytoplasm. Bases 1 to 966 code for a protein of 321 amino acids.